AUGAGUCUCCUUCUGCUGUUCUGCUUGGCCAUGCUGGGCACCAGCGGCUUCUCCGCGCAGCAGGAGGUAGAAGUCACCCCUGAGACCUUCAUUGCCUACAAAGUCCUGGAGGUUUUCCCCAGAGGCCGCAGGGUGGUCAUAACGUGCCACUCACCCCAGGCACCCCCGCCCAUCACCUACUCCCUCUGGGGGAGUCAGGGCACCAAGGUUGCCAAGAAGGUGGUGAAGACCAGAGACCUGGCCUCCUUCAGCAUCAACAUCACACUCAAGUCCAGGCCAGACCUGCUCACUUACUCCUGCAAGGCGGUCUCCCCCUGGGGCGAGCAUUCAGCCAGCACCAAGCUGCAGAUGUACUGGGAGCUGUGGACCAAGCCCGUGUCCCAGCUGCAGGCUACCUUCACCUUGCUGGACAGAGGAUCCGGCCCCAGGGUAGAGAUUUCCUGCCGGGUGUCCUCAGGCAGCCCACCCAUCACCUACCGCCUGGUGGGGAAGGACGGGUCCGUCCACAUGCAGCAGAGACCGAGCUAUGGGCAGCCUGCCGACUUCUCCUUCGCCCUUCCCAACACGCCC
Molecule: messenger RNA, 570 nt
Organism: Neomonachus schauinslandi (Hawaiian monk seal)
Lineage: Eukaryota; Metazoa; Chordata; Mammalia; Carnivora; Phocidae
Gene: C15H17orf99
Product: chromosome 15 C17orf99 homolog
Exons: 4
Source: RefSeq, a predicted model, not a curated record